This is a messenger RNA of Pipistrellus nathusii (Nathusius's pipistrelle), 759 nucleotides long. The record is from the annotation of a GenBank genome assembly. NCBI's taxonomy places the organism in Eukaryota, Metazoa, Chordata, Mammalia, Chiroptera, Vespertilionidae.
AUGCCCCCUCCCUUCUCCUCCGCGCGGGGCCCCGGCGCGCCCCCUCCCUGGCCCUCGCCCCGGGAGAGGAGCGGGCGGCGCGGGCGGGCCCGCGGGGAGAGGCCGCGGGGAGCAGCGGAGACCCUGGGCCGCGCGGCUCCUCCGGACGAGCCAGGGCCCCGGGCGGCCCCCGGGAGCGCGGCGGCCGGAAGCGCAGGCGCGUCACUUCCGGGCGGUGCAGCGGCGGCCGCUAGGAAGAUGGCGGCGCCCUGUGGCUCGGAGCGGCCCGCCAACUCGCCGCUUAAAAUCCCAAAGAUGGAGGUGCUGUCCCCCGCCUCUCCCGGCGGCCUGAGCGACGGGAACCCUUCGCUGUCCGACCCUUCCACGCCUCGGGGCGCCUCCCCGCUCGGGCCGGGCAGCGCGGCCGGCUCGGGGGCGGCGGCGGCCGGGGGUCUCGGGCUGGGGGGCCGCAGCGCCGCCUCGUCCUGGGGCGCCCCCGCGGCCGCCUGCCGCGGCAUGUCGUGGACGCCGGCCGAGACCAACGCGCUCAUCGCCGUGUGGGGCAACGAGCGGCUGGUGGAGGCGCGGUACCAGCAGCUGGAGGGAGCCGGCACGGUGUUCGGCAACAAGGCCCCCGGGCCGGCCAUGUACGAGCGCGUGUCCCGGGCCCUGGCCGAGCUGGGCUACGAGCGGACCCCGUCCCAGUGCCGGGAGCGCAUCAAGCUGGUUCGAUGCCCAGAACUGAACGCUGUGCUCCAGCUGUGGCCUCACCGGUGCUGA